Messenger RNA from Cylicocyclus nassatus, 1063 nucleotides. The record is from the annotation of a GenBank genome assembly. Lineage: Eukaryota; Metazoa; Nematoda; Chromadorea; Rhabditida; Strongylidae.
CAGCUGAUUGCGGUUGUAACGCUGCCGGCGACGAUUGACUGGAUGACCAGUUGCCCCCACUGACUCGGUCCAACACUAUGGCCGAUCCAGCUUCUUCGGUUUAUAAUCGAUAUUCGGGUAAUAGCGAUCAACUAUCUUUAUUCUCUCGUACGGCUGCUGUUCGACGAUGUCAACAUACCGACUGGGAUCUAUGCGAAAGUGUGAGAUUGCAAGAAUUACAGGAGGCCCGGGAACGCGCUGCUCAGAUGGAGAAAACCAUGCGUUGGUGGUCGGAAUGUACAGCUUGUUGGCGUGAGAAAUGGAGCACGGUCAGGGACGAGAGAAACAGAGCUCGGGAAGAAGGUCAAGCACUCAGACAUGCCUACGAAGAAGCAAAUGCUAAGAUCGACAAAAUCCAGUCCGAGAAACGAGAUGUGGAAAUGGAGUUGAUGAAAACCAAAUCGGCCCUACACAAACUGGUUGUACAGAAUAGCAUAGCACAAAAUAGGUCUUUCGAGAUUCCUGAGGUUACGGUAGAACGAAUGGAUGAAGAAUGUGAUGUGAAACCAGAGUUAUUCACAGAAGGAGUGCAAACAGAUGAUGAUCCCCUAUCAGAAUCAGAGAUGACGUCAUCUAGGAGCAGUAUACUCAGUUCCCGUACCUCACUAGCCCAGCGAGAACGCAAACAACUUGAAGAGCAAUGCAAUGAAUUGCAAGGUCAAUUGCAUUCUGCCAAUGAUACGAUAAAAGAACUAGAAGACGUCAAAAAGGCAAUGACAGAAGAGAUAGCAGAAUUGAAACGGUCUUACAACGCAAAUGUAGAAAACUCCAAAGCAAUUGAUGACUCAGAGUUGACUCAGGUGCGCGCUGAAUUGACUAAUGCCCUGGCCGAAGUAGAACGGUUACGUGAAGAAAAUACCGCUUUGAAACAGGCACACGGUACCACUGAGAAUACGGGAGAGCAAGAUAAUGCAAAUGAAGAUCAUUCAGAAGCCUGUGAUGAAAACUAAUUCAUUGUCAUGUCUACAUUGUUGAUAGGAAUUCAUGUAAAUAGAAAGAAAUUUAUGGAUAAAAUAAAGUGACG